CCUUCAGCUCUGUCGUCGACACUUCUCCCCUAUUGGACCCCCCUCGCCCAGAACGAUAAAUCAAGAGGGCACGUGGACUGCCACUGAUUUUUCAAAAUGGCGAUGAAUCUGGAUCUCUCAAACGCUGUGGUCACGAAAGACGAGCAGGGCAGACCGUUCAUUGUUGUCAGAGACCAGGGCAAGAAGAAGAGACAGUAUGGCAACGAGGCCGUCAAGUCGCACAUCCUCGCUGCCCGGACCGUUGCCAACAUUGUCAAGAGCUCUCUCGGCCCCCGCGGUCUUGACAAGAUCCUAAUUUCUCCCGAUGGCGACAUCACGGUCACAAACGACGGCGCCACCAUCUUGCAGCAGAUGGAGAUUACGAAUCACGUUGCCAAGCUGCUGGUCGAGCUGUCAAAAUCACAAGAUGACGAGAUAGGCGACGGCACCACCGGUGUUGUCGUCCUGGCUGGCGCUCUGCUGGAGCAGGCAGCCGAGCUGAUCGACAAGGGCAUUCACCCCAUCCGCAUCGCUGACGGCUACGACCAGGCCUGUGACAUAGCAGUGUCGGAGCUGGACAAGAUCGCAGACACUAUCGAGUUCAGCAAGACCGAGACGGACAAUCUAUUCAAGGUCGCGAGGACAAGUCUGGGCAGCAAGAUCGUCUCCAAAGCCCACGACCAGUUUGCACAGAUCGCCGUCGACGCCGUUCUUUCCGUCGCCGACUUCGAGCGCAAGGAUGUCGACUUUGAGCUCAUCAAGGUCGAUGGCAAGGUCGGAGGCUCGUUGGAGGACACGCUCUUGGUCAAGGGUGUCAUCGUCGACAAGGAUUUCUCCCACCCCCAGAUGCCUUCCGAGGUGCGGGACGCCAAGAUUGCCAUUCUGACCUGCGCAUUCGAGCCCCCCAAGCCUAAGACUAAGCACAAGUUGGACAUUACCACGGUGGAGGAGUUCAAGAAGCUGCAGAACUACGAACACGAGAAGUUCAUCGAGAUGAUCCAGCAGAUCAAGGAUACUGGGGCUAAUCUGGCGAUAUGUCAGUGGGGUUUCGAUGACGAGGCCAACCACCUGCUGCUGCAGAACGGCCUUCCCGCAGUGCGGUGGGUCGGCGGACCAGAGAUUGAGCUGAUCGCCAUCGCCACCAACGGCCGGAUAGUACCUAGAUUCGAGGACCUGAAGCCCGAGAAGCUUGGUACUGCCGGUAUUGUGCGAGAGAUGUCCUUUGGUACCACGAGAGAGAAGAUGCUCGUCAUAGAGGAGUGUGCCAACACUCGUGCUGUCACCGUGUUCGUCCGUGGCAGCAACAAGAUGAUCAUUGAUGAGGCUCGUCGCUCGCUGCACGAUGCCCUCUGCGUGGUGCGUAACCUUGUGCGUGACAACCGCGUCGUCUACGGCGGUGGCGCGGCCGAGAUUGCCUGCUCCCUGGCCGUGGAGGAUGCCGCCGUGCAGACGCCCGGACUGGAGCAGUACGCGAUGCGGGCGUUUGCGGAAGCCCUCGACGCCGUCCCGAUGGCCCUGGCCGAGAACAGCGGCCUCAACCCCAUCGCGACCCUGGCCGAGGUCAAGUCGCAGCAGGUGAAGAGCGAGGGCACACGCGGCCGGGCAGGCGUGGACUGCAUGCAGAAGGGCAGCAAUGAUAUGAAGGAGGCGUUUGUCAUUGACCCGCUCAUCAGCAAGAAGCAGCAGCUCAUGCUGGCCACACAGCUGUGCCGCAUGGUGCUCAAGGUGAAUAACGUCAUCGUGAGCGGGUCGGGUGAGGACGACUUUUAAAAAUAAAUGGCCAAAAAGCCCCUCUUUUGUAAGAGAAAAGGGAGAGAGGCAGGAUCUGAUAUAGACAAGGAGUGAGUGGUGACCACAAAAUCAAAAUAGAACCAUCAUGAACUGUACAGACAAUCUUUCUUCUGGUGACCCAAGAGCAAAUCGAACAAAUUGGACCUGUUCCGUGUGUGAGAUGCUUGGGAUAAAUGAUACCUUGACGUUGGCGAGCAAGCCAAAGACGUUUGCGUAUCUUGUACAGAAAUGUGUAGAAGAAAUAAAUUGAAUGUAUUGCCC
Molecule: messenger RNA, 2031 nt
Organism: Cryphonectria parasitica EP155
Lineage: Eukaryota; Fungi; Ascomycota; Sordariomycetes; Diaporthales; Cryphonectriaceae
Exons: 5
Coding region: 97-1749 (550 amino acids)
Biological process (GO): protein folding
Cellular component (GO): chaperonin-containing T-complex
Molecular function (GO): ATP-dependent protein folding chaperone; ATP hydrolysis activity; ATP binding
Source: RefSeq, a predicted model, not a curated record